This is a messenger RNA of Piliocolobus tephrosceles (Ugandan red Colobus), 3342 nucleotides long. It is a transcript of the gene INPP5E, whose product is annotated as inositol polyphosphate-5-phosphatase E. The record is from RefSeq and is a predicted model, not a curated record. NCBI's taxonomy places the organism in Eukaryota, Metazoa, Chordata, Mammalia, Primates, Cercopithecidae. Gene Ontology annotation, biological process: phosphatidylinositol dephosphorylation. Gene Ontology annotation, molecular function: phosphatidylinositol-4,5-bisphosphate 5-phosphatase activity; inositol-polyphosphate 5-phosphatase activity. Bases 416 to 2350 code for a protein of 644 amino acids. Gene Ontology annotation, cellular component: nucleus; Golgi apparatus; axoneme. The transcript has 10 exons.
CGGGCGCGGCCCCGCUGCGGCCGUUGCUGGGUCCCGGCCGUGCUGACUCCGCCUCUGGGCGGUCGGGCCUCCGCGAGUAGGGGGUGGGCUUCGGAGUCUGCGGGGCCAGCCAAGGGUGUCUGGUUCCCGGCCCACUCCCCGAGCGGCGCCCCAGUCGGGGUCGAGCCUCGCCCGCGACAGGCCCUGCCUGCGGACCGCCCUGGGGACGGCGUCUGGGAGCCCCGAGGGGCUGGCGGGACCCGGGUCCCGGGCCAUGCGGCAGCCGCCCCUGCCCCUCCGCGACCACCCCCGGCCCAAGCGGGAGCCGCAGCGAAGUUUCUGCUCCUCGCUGCGCCGGCGACCCCGGACCCGGCACCCCUGACCCCUCGCCCUGCCUGCGGCCCCGCGCCGAGGCCUCCCCUGGGAGGGCCCGUCCAUGCCGUCCAAGGCGGAGAGCCUGCGGCCUUCGGAGCCGGCCCCGCAGCCGCCGGAAGGGAGGACGCUCCAAGGACAGCUCCCCGGCGCUCCGCUGGCCCCGCGCGCGGGGUCCCCACCCGAUGCUCCGGGCUCCGAGAGCCCGGCGCUCGCCUGCAGCACUCCGGCCACGCCCAGCGGCGAGGACCCGCCAGCCCGGGCAGCACCCGUCACCCCGCGGCCCCCUGCCAGGCCUCGGCUGGAGCGAGCCCUGUCCCUGGACGACAAGGGCUGGAGGAGGAGGCGUUUUCGAGGCAGCCAGGAAGACCUGGAAGCCCGGAAUGGGACCAGUCCCUCCAGGCGCUCAGUGCAGAGCGAGGGUCCCGGGGCCCCCGCCCACAGCUGCUCCCCGCCCUGCCUGAGCACCUCCUUGCAGGAAAUCCCCAAGUCCCGAGGGGUCCUGGGCAGUGAGAGAGGGAGCCCGUCCUCGGGGGGUAACCCUCUCUCUGGGGUGGCCAGCAGCUCCCCGAACCUGCUGCACAGAGACGCCGCCGUGGUAGGGAGCUCGUCCAGGCUGCCCAGCCUGCUGCCCCCGCGCCCGCCGCCUGCCCUGAGCUUGGACAUCGCCUCCGACUCCCUGAGGACAGCAAACAAGGUCGACUCGGAUCUUGCAGACUACAGGCUCCGCGCGCAGCCGCUCCUGGUGCGGGCCCACAGCAGCCUGGUCCCCGGCCGGCCCCGGAGCCCCCUGGCCUGCGACGACUGUUCCCUUCGAUCGGCCAAAUCCUCCUUCAGCCUCCUGGCGCCCAUCCGCAGCAAGGACGUCCGCAGCAGGAGUUACCUGGAGGGCAGCCUCCUGGCCAGCGGGGCCCUGCUGGGGGCAGACGAGCUGGCCCGCUACUUCCCAGACCGGAACGUGGCACUCUUCGUGGCCACCUGGAACAUGCAGGGCCAGAAGGAGCUCCCGCCCAGCCUGGACGAGUUCCUGCUCCCAGCCGAGGCCGACUAUGCCCAGGACCUGUACGUCAUCGGGGUCCAGGAGGGUUGCUCUGACAGGCGGGAGUGGGAGACUCGUCUGCAGGAGACGCUGGGCCCGCACUAUGUGCUGCUGUCCUCUGCGGCCCACGGCGUGCUCUACAUGUCGCUCUUCAUCCGCAGGGACCUCAUCUGGUUCUGCUCAGAGGUGGAGUGCUCCACGGUGACCACACGCAUCGUGUCUCAGAUCAAGACCAAGGGGGCCUUGGGCGUCAGCUUCACCUUUUUUGGCACCUCCUUCCUCUUCAUCACGUCCCACUUCACCUCGGGCGACGGGAAGGUGGCGGAGCGGCUGCUGGACUACACCAGGACCAUACAAGCCCUGGCCCUGCCCAGAAACGUGCCCGACACCAACCCCUAUCGCUCCAGCGCAGCGGACGUCACCACCCGCUUCGAUGAGGUGUUCUGGUUUGGAGACUUCAACUUCCGCCUGAGCGGCGGGCGCACGGCCGUGGACACCCUCCUGUGCCAGGGCCUGGUGGUGGACGUGCCGGCGCUGCUGCAGCAUGACCAGCUCAUCCAGGAGAUGCGGAAAGGGUCCAUUUUCAAGGGCUUCCAGGAGCCGGACAUCCACUUCCUCCCAUCAUACAAGUUUGACAUCGGGAAGGACACGUACGACAGCACCUCCAAGCAGAGGACGCCCUCAUACACGGACCGCGUCUUGUACAGAAGCCGCCACAAGGGUGACAUCUGUCCUGUGAUCUACUCCUCCUGCCCCGGGAUCAAGACCUCCGACCACCGCCCUGUGUAUGGCCUCUUCCGGGUGAAAGUGAGGCCGGGGCGAGACAACAUUCCGUUGGCAGCUGGCAAAUUUGAUAGAGAACUAUACUUACUAGGAAUUAAAAGACGGAUUUCGAAGGAGAUGCAGAGGCAGCAAGCACUGCAGAGUCAGAACUCCAGCACCAUCUGCUCCGUUUCUUGAAGUCUGCUGAGCGCGGACCCACAGCUGCAACAUGGGGUGACUGUAUUUGAUCAAAACCCAUCGGGAAGGACGAAGAGUUUGCCGCCUUUUGUGGAUCUGAGGGACUGUGGUGCCCGUGCCGCUGUGCCAGCGUCCCAGGAAGCAACCACCCCUAAGUGAGCCUGUCCUUCUCCACGGCAGGUCCACACGGCAUGGGUGGGCAGGGCGUGGACCCGCCGCAGCACCACAGACCCCAGCCACUCCCGGGGGCAGACGUCAGAAUCCGGUCCUGAGCAGCUCCCGUGCCCUGGGGGCAGUCACAGAGCACCCACGCCCCACCCCACCCCCGCGUGCUCUGCGCCAGCCUCUCCCUCCACACCCGGAGCAGGCGUCCAUCUGUGUCCUCCUGGCAGCCCCUCAAACACACACCACCCCAUGUCACACAGGUGUCCAGAGCAAGGCUGGACCUGGGCUAGGUGACCCCUGGGGCCUCAGACCUCUGAGUGGGCCCCAGAGCCCAGCUGAGGAAGCCACACAGCCUCCAGGACGCGGUGCGGUUCCCCUCCGCUGGGCUGCAGGUCGCCUGCCGUGGGGCAAAGAGGCCCGCACCCCAGCAUAUGGGCCUCCCCGGCUGAGUGAGAAGCCGCCUUCCCUCUCCUCUCAUCGGCCAAGCCUGUUGCUAUGAAACCUUCUCAUGGUUUUGGUGACGUAGACUGCUUGCUUCUGUAACUCCAGCCACAGAAUGACAUUAGUGGAGCCUGGCUGGGGAACUGCUGGAAGCUUAGGAUGCCACCACCUUGAACACCUAGGCCAGGGAUUGCCACCAGGUCCCAGGUUUCUUUCUUGGAGAGUUUAGAACCGUUCACUCUUGCUUUGUGUCCCAUUCCAUCUCUUGAAAAAAUGUAGUCUUUGAAUGUGUGACAAUCUAGGGACAUUCAAUUUAGUCUUUUAAAUUAUUUAUUUUUCCAUAUUUAUAUUUUUAAAUAAAUGCAUAUAUUGAGUCUUAAACUCUC